GCCAUGCUCGCGACCGGCCGUUUCACCAACAACACGGAGGCGCACGACACCAUGCAAGAGCUCAUUGACCUACGUUACACUGGGCACCAGCUUCGUUUCGUGUUUGUUCUCCUGCUCGACCAAGACUGCGCGCCGUGCGCUUUCUACAAGCGCUUCGCUGUAGCUCUCCAGAAGGACUUCCUCGAUCGAGGCAUGUCCCCUGCGGCCGCGCAAUUGUCCUUGGCCUCGGCAUUACUCAACCUGUGGGUUCAAGCGGGCCACGACAUGUCCAAGUUCCCGCUGCCUGACCUCUUGCGACACAUGGCAGAACUGCAGGACCGGCCCGCUCUGCCCGAGGCAGAAUCCCGUCGUUUGCGGCUCCUGGUGGAAGGCUCCGCAGAAUCCAAACGACUGGCAGACGAGAUCCUCUCGCAGUUCGCGGUUGGGGCCGACGUUUUCUUCUUUGUCCACGGUCGCGCUGGCACCGGGAAGUCCACCCUCGCCAACUAUCUCACGCACGCUGCCGAGUCCACGCAGCACGCGGUGCUCAACGUGGCCACUAUUGGCCAGGCCGCUCUCCAACUGGCCCACGGCGCUACUGCCCACUCCACGUUCGGCAUCCCCACGACAGAUGACGAAUACCUCACUUCUACUGUGACGCCCAACACUGCGAAAGCCCGCAUGCUGGCACAAACGAAGCUCCUGCAAUGGGACGAAUGGCCCAUGGCCAAGAGGGCUUCGUGGGACUGCGUGGUGCAGCUGCUGCAGCGCCUGCGAGCUGACCUAUCCGACGUGUACGUCCCGAAGGUCGUGGUUUGCUACGGCGACUUCCGUCAAAUCCCGCCUGUGGUGAAGUACUGCACGCGCGCAGAAAUUGUCCAGCACUGCGUUCGCGCGUCCCCAACGUGGGCUCGCUUCCGCGUGCGCCACCUGCACCGUGCCCACCGGACCGCCGCCGACGCCAAGUUCACGGAAUGGCUGGAGACCAUUGGCAACGGCACGUGCCCCGCUCCUCACACCUGGAACGGGCACACUGGCUACGUGGCAUUAUCUGGCCUCCCGAUGGUGGACUCUGAGCAGGAGGCAGUCGACUUCGCAUUCCCCACCUUGCAUGACCCCCAUCGCCGCUCCAAAGCCAAGAUCGCGGCCACGACAAACGACAAGGUGGACCACUUCAACGCCCUCAUCCUCAACAGGCUCGUCAUGGACCACGGGCUUUCUGACCAUUCCCACUACAGCGCUGACAGUGUCGAGGUCGACGCCAACUCCGUAUUGGAUGAUUCCAUGACCACCGAGUUCCUGAAUACCCAAUCCCACCUGGGCGCCCCCCCGCACCGCUUGCGGCUGGUCCGCGGAGGCCUCUACGAGCUCACGCGCAACCUCAACAGCAAGGCUGCCUCCGAGCUCAGGAAGAUCGCCGCCAAUAGCCGGCGAUUCCAGGAGGCGGUGAACGAGCUGGAGCACAAGGGCGGCAUGGUGGACAAGCUGCUGGCGGCCCCGGCGGGCGAGCUGGCCACCGUGCUUGCAGCAAGCCCUGGCUGGCGCAGCUUCCGGGCCAAGAACUUCUUGCGCUUCCGCCAGCCGACGAGUCGGUGCAGCGACCACGGCCGGUACGCCACCACGCCAGAGGUGGUCCUCGCGGGGUCUGGGCCGCGCCGGGUGCUCUCCCAGCGCCUGGGGACCACGGCGUGGGUGCCAGGGAAACAGGUGGCCGCCCUGGAGAGCAGCACCGCCGGCGCCCUUCAGCUCUGGUCCGCCCUGCUGCGACAGUGCGCUGGCGAGCGGGCCAAGGCGCUGGCGGCGGCGCGCAAGCUGGCCACGAAGCGCCACAAGACCCCUGCGCUGGAGCGCCUGCUGAAGUGGGCGGACAAAGCGCUGCUCCCGGACUACGGGAUGCAGUUCGCUUUCUGCGAGGAGAGCCAGCUGCUCUCCCGGCUCGCAGGCCCGGCCCCCCCAGACGAGGAGGCCGGCGACGAGAGCGACGUGGCGGCGGGCGACGACAGCGAUGCCGAGGUCGCUGCUGGGCCGGCCGCUGGUGGCGCGUAGGCCACGCGGGCCCUGGGCUGCGGCUGCCGCCCCUGCCUCUGGCCCCCCGCUCUCGGCUUUCGGGCAGAGGCCGCCCGCGGGGUUGGGCGGUUUCUGGAGCGGCGCCUCUCGGUGCGACGCUG
This is a messenger RNA of Prorocentrum cordatum, 2147 nucleotides long. The record is from the annotation of a GenBank genome assembly. NCBI's taxonomy places the organism in Eukaryota, Dinophyceae, Prorocentrales, Prorocentraceae.